Molecule: messenger RNA, 313 nt
Organism: Symbiodinium pilosum
Lineage: Eukaryota; Dinophyceae; Suessiales; Symbiodiniaceae
Source: the annotation of a GenBank genome assembly
AUGGCGUUGGACAGUACAGAUGCGCUGGAUCUCGAAGCAGAUCUGGGAUUGAGUGGUGGUGAGGGCCAGGACAAGCCCGACGAUUCUGCCAACUUCCCUGCAGGCCUCACACCGCUGGCAGAUGAGAAUGAUGGCGAUGUUGCUUCCUGUGCCUCUGAUUCAUGGGACCAUGAACCCGAGUUUGGGCCAGCAAAUGCUGAUGAGUCAGAUGCCUGGGUCCCGCGUUUCUUUGCCCACAUCAGGGAUGCUGGGAAGAUCCGCCAUGUGAGGAAUCAGCUGUCCCAUGGUGUUCUGUUGACGAGUGAAUACUCAG